This is a messenger RNA of Cornus florida, 1675 nucleotides long. Its product is annotated as transcription repressor OFP7-like. The transcript has a single exon. The coding region runs from base 38 to 1096 and encodes 352 amino acids. Lineage: Eukaryota; Viridiplantae; Streptophyta; Magnoliopsida; Cornales; Cornaceae. The record is from RefSeq and is a predicted model, not a curated record. Gene Ontology annotation, biological process: negative regulation of DNA-templated transcription.
CACUCCUCUCUCUCUCUCUCACACAGUCACACACACAAUGUCCAAACCCUUCAAGCUUCGGAUCUCCAGAGUCAUCACCUCCUUCCAUUCUUGUCGUUCCAAAGACCCCUCCACUCUCCCACAAGAACCCGUCCCUUCCUUCCUCAGACUCUCUCCGGCCAACCAAAACUUUCCCGCCGUUGAUCCUCCGGCGACCCCCAAACCCGCCCACCAUCAUCGCUCCUCCUUCAAGCGCCACGUGUCCUCUGCAUUCAACUCCGUCGGAUGCGGGUUCGGGUUCAAGUCCGACUCCGACCCGGAAGUUCAGUGGCAGAAGGAGGAGAAAUGGCACGUGGUCGCGAUGGUCCACGACGACCACACGCCUCGCCGGAAAAUCUACAACUCAUCAGUUUCCGGUGAGUCCGACGACAACAAAUCCUCAUUGGCUCGUCCGCCGCCGCCGGAGAAGAAAAAACGACGAAGCAAGAAGAAGAGAACGACACCCAGACUCCGAACCAGUACUUCGUCGGCUGAUUCUGGACUCUUCAGCAGCGAAGGAGGCGAUGAGAGAGAAGUCGACGAAGAGAGCGAAACCCUAAUGUCAUACUCAUCUUCCAGAAGCUUCUCCACCGACUCGUCCACCGAAUUCAACCCCCAGUUGAAACCCAUCAUUGAAACCCCCAUUUCAAGGCCUCAAAAGAAAAAAAUCACCAAAAAAUCGAAGAGAUCGAAACGACAUGUUAAGAGCGACUACAAGGUGAAGAUGCUGUGCAGGUCGUCCGGGUGCUCGCCGGAGGGGUCGUCGCCGGCGAGGCUGUCGGUGUUCAAGAAGCUGAUACCGUGCACGGUGGACGGAAAAGUGAGGGAGAGCUACGCGGUGGUGAAGAAAUCGGAGGACCCAUUUGAGGAUUUCAAGAGGUCGAUGAUGGAGAUGGUGUUGGAGAAGCAGAUUUUCGAGGAGAGAGAAUUGGAGCAGCUUUUGCAGUGCUUCUUGUCGCUGAACUCUCGGCAACACCAUGGUGUCAUCGUUGAGGCUUUCGCUGAGAUUUGGGAGGCCAUGUUUUGCAGAAACAGUUCCAGUCGUCGUCGUCACCAGCGUGUUGUUUCUUUGAGCUAGCUCUGUGGUUGCAAAUGGUGAAACUGAAAUAAUAAUGUACCCUUUUUUUUUUUUUCUUUCUUUUUUUGUAAUUUUAUUUGUAGUAAUAGUUAGUUAUUGUAAGUUGAUAUGUAGAAUAUUAAUGGAUUGAUGGUGAUUUCAUCUAUGUUUAUGAAGAAAAAAAAAAUUAAUUGAGUAAAAAGGUUUUUCUAAGUAAUUUUAUUUAUUUAUUUCAAAAAAUUCAAACAAAUUAUAAACUAGCCAUUUCUCCCGGGACUUGAGACUUGAAUAAAGACAUACUCUUUUGGAGAAUGAAAUACUCUAGUAAUUAGGCAAGUGGAUAUUUCACGAUAUUAACCUAUCAGGAAUUUUUUUUUUAGUUUUUUUUAUAUUUAUUUAUUUUCAAAAGUUCAAAUAAAUGAAUACGAAUUACACAAUAUUCAACCUCCUCAUAGAGGAGAUUGGCCUUAAAAAAGGGGGGACACUCAACCUCUCUUUGAAGGGAUCAUACUAUCUCCACUCAUUCAUGGUUUUACUCUUAGUUCACUGGUAGCAUGGUAGGUGCACACAUAUAGGAUAUAUAUAUAUAUAUAUAUACAC